Molecule: messenger RNA, 1775 nt
Organism: Dicrocoelium dendriticum
Lineage: Eukaryota; Metazoa; Platyhelminthes; Trematoda; Plagiorchiida; Dicrocoeliidae
Source: the annotation of a GenBank genome assembly
UUUAUUUGUCGAAUUUCUGGUGCAAGUUGCUGCUAGUUGGUCGGUGAUUAUGCAAGGACUUCUAAGCAAGGAGUAUUUAAGAAUGAUAUCGUUCACUGACUUCGUAGUGCUGCUAACCUUUUGCUGGCUUUUAUUAUAUUUUCCUGAUUUAUUUGUCAAACAGAAAAAGACCAUUGUUUUCGUUGCCUACUGAUUCCGCGCACCCAGUUCACCGUUAACUUUUCGUGCAUUGUCCUUCCCCGCUCAAUGGCCACAGUUGAGCCCAUCGAUAUUCUGCGGCAGAAUUUGGAGUUAGCAAGGGAGCAGCUCAAAACCGUAGAUGACAAUAUCAGGCGCAUAACCGGCCGUGAUCCAUCAGAUGACAGAUUCCCCCGUCGUAUCAACGACACUACUUUCCGACGUCCUGGGACAAAGUCGGCUACAAGGCUACCGGCUCUGAAUCCACCUCGUCCUGAGUUAGUGAAACAGAAGCUUCCUGAUGAAGAUCUUCAAGUUUCCCUGGCCUCUUCCGUUAUAUGCGUCAAUGAAAGCCGCUCUCGUCUGGAAGCUGCAAAAAAUAUGCGCAAAUCAGAUAAAGAUCGCGGCCGUCGUAUGCUUGGCAUUCUACAAGGCACUUUGAACCAGUUUCGUGCAGAAUCCGCCGCCGCAACCAGCUUGCCGCAGAUGACCAAGCGUCGUCAGGUUGAUGCCAAAUUGGAAGCCCGGGCUGAGGAAGAGCGUGAGGUACUUCGGAGAGAACGCGCUCAGCUUUUUCGAUCUCGCCGUGAGCAACAGAUGGAAAUUAACCUUCUGCAACAGAAAGUGCGAGCAGCUAAGGAGUUUGAAUUAUGGAAAUCAGAGACAGAAAAGAUGAUCGGAUUUUGUCGAACAGAAACGGUACCCCACAUCUUUUUCCGCCCAAAAGUACAUAACGAUGAGUCCAAUCGUCGCGUUGAAGAAACAGCAAAGGCUAUUAACAACAUGAUCAACUGCAGACAGCGCAAAUUGAACCUAACUAUCGAUGAAUCAGCCGCCCAGCGUCGUCGUCUGUUUUCCUUACAAUCCGAGCGAGGACAACUAGAUGUUCUUCGGGAUAAUGCGGACAACAGGACUGUUGACGACUGGGCUUCCACUUCCCCACCGCGCAAAUCGUUCACACUUACUAGCCUUGUGCACUCGGUGAAUACAGGUGAUCCAAGCUCGAUGAAGUCACAAAAAUCCAGUGAACCAUCCGGACCAGGUAACUUGGAGACAGGUGACCUUUCAGAUGGUAGUGAGAACCUGGCGAUGGAAGGAGAUGAUGAGCCUGUCUUAAUGGAAGAAGAGGAUCACUUACAGUCCACCCAAUCGGUUAUAUCGUCCGUUACCGUCAAACCAAAAGACUUAGAUUCUUCUCCAUUAAUGAAAAAUGACACGAGGACUGUGCACAUGUCAGCAUGUGAUUGAAUUGUUCGGGAUUGGCAUUUGAGCGGCUUGGGAAUCAUAGGUGUGGACUGUCAAGAUUCUGCCCAACCGUUGUACAAAUUCUUGCUUUUAUCUCUUGUUCUCAUCUCUUAUGUUGCUGGUUUUUGCCAUAUCCGCGAGACGAAGUACUCCUCUGUACACAUGCCAACACGGUGUUUCACGAUACAGCCGAACUUUUUAAAUACACAUUUUUUUGGUAUUGUUCUCCAUUUUGUAGCUAUUAUUUUCCUGUUUGUCUUGUUGCAGUCGAUCUUUACAUCCGAGCAUAAACACUAGACGCAAGCACUUAAUGUACAAGUGGUGUGUGCAAAUGCAUUGUACUGCCAUACUCG